Peronospora belbahrii is the source of this 2247-nucleotide messenger RNA. NCBI's taxonomy places the organism in Eukaryota, Oomycota, Peronosporomycetes, Peronosporales, Peronosporaceae. The record is from the annotation of a GenBank genome assembly.
AUGCACCUCCCGAGAUCGAGUGAUCAGAACGGAGGCAGCCCCGUCACGGAGGACGAGGAGUCCAUGUCUCCUUUUUCGUCGCCAUCCUCCAAUCGUCACAACUUCACACAGCUACUGCAGCGAGCAGCGCAGAUAGGAGAUGUCAAACAAAUUACCAAACUUGUGCAGACUGCACGUAUUAGCGCGUCAUCUCCGUCAUCAAGCGUCGAUAUCACAAAACGCUUGUCUUGCUCCUCUUCGCUAGAGGCUUGGCUUGAUAUUGCAGAUGAAGAUGGAUUUACAGCGUUGCACCUUGCAUGCGUUGGCGGCUACGAUGAUGCCGUGUGUGAGUUAUUGCGGGCUGGUGCCCACUUGGAAGUCGCAACACCCGAAGGCUUCACCGCGCUCAUGUUCGCUGCCUGGGCUGGAUCGUUAUCCCUCGUGCAGACACUAGUAUCACACGGAGCAAAUGUGUUGGCGCGUGACGUAGACGGGUAUGAUGCUGCCUUUAUCGCCAAGAUAAAUGAGCACUCGAUCGUAGGUGAGUUCCUCCAACAACAAGUUGAAAAGCCGGAAGAUUCGCCAAGUAAAUCUGACAGUUUGUCGUCAUCGAAAAAGAGCGGACAGGAGCGGGACGAUGAUUCCAAGUCUUUCGAGAGCUUUUCUGUCAAGUCCAUAAUGUCCGGAGGUUCUAGUGCUUCUACUGGUACUGAAGGCAGUGGAAUUGAUAGCAGCAGUUGUAGUUCUUCCUCGUGCUCGUCACCUGAGAAGCUUGAAGGGAAAACACUUCUUACAGACAAGACGAAACUAUCUGGCACUGAUGGUGCCACGCCCUUACACGUCGCAAUUAUGCACGGGCAGUUGGAGACGGUCAAGGUGCUCCUGGCUCGCGGUGCUAAUCUGUCAGCUGCGAUGCCGGGUGGUGUUACUGGAUUGCACUUGGCGUCGGCGUCAGGCUUUGAGGAUGUAGCCUCUUACCUGAUUGACCAGGGCUUGCCAGUCGACCAGCGUACAGUAGCUGGCACUACUCCGCUGCAUGAGGCGGCAUAUCAGGGACACUUACAUGUAGCUGCACUGCUUCUUGAACGUGGGGCCAAUGUGAAUGCCGCAACUGAGCACGGCACGACGCCACUGCAUCGCUCUGCUGAGAAUGGUCAUGUCCAAAUUGCAGAGCUACUGAUUGCGCACGGAGCACACAUUGAUGCUGUGACGACAGAUUACCUCGCUGCAGCUCAUGAGGCUGUAGGCGAAAACUCACGCCAGCGGCGACGUCGGAGACGCAAGAAACGGGUUGCAGUGGAUAUGGAAGACAAUGUGGUUUCGGGUGAAGAAGAGGGCAAAGCUGAGUCACGGACAACGGAUGAACUUAGAAAGGAAGCCUUGUCCUGCCAGUCAAAUCAAUCCGCUAUACACCCCAUUAUGUUGGCAGCCCGACGCGGACAUGUAGAAAUUGUGCGUUUCUUACUGACCAAUGACGAGUGCGCAUCUAGCUUGCCCGAUGCAGCGUCCCGUGUUCUGUGCUGCGCGGCGGAGCACGGCUAUCUGCAAAUGGUGGAGCACGCGCUAGCUCGUGGGGCAAAUAUUGAGGCAGUCAGUGGGAAGAAGCAAGCAACGUCGCUGAUACUAGCAGCUCGACAGGGUCACCUCGCAGUUGUGCUGCAUCUUUUGUGGGGUGAUGCGAAGCUCGAUGCUGUGACGACAACGGGCUAUAGUGCGCUGCAUUACGCAGCGAAGUAUGGGCACCUUACUGUAGUGAACAGCCUACUACUGAACGGUGCGGAUGUGGAUGCUGUCUGUACACACCGCCAUUCAUCACCACUCCAUUUAGCAGCUGAAUCAGGACAUGGAGAUGUGGUGCGUUGCUUGUUGUCUUUUGACGCAAAUGUUAAUGCUUCGGGCACUAUGACGGCACUGCAUAUCGCCGCCGAGCGCGGUCAUAACUGGAAGCGACAUCCGGCACCAAAAAAGAUGACGCCUCUGCGUGGGGCCGUAUCAAAAGGCCGACUCGACGUCGUUAAUCUGCUGCUCGCACGCGGUGCCGAUACCAACGCCACACAGACCACAGAUGGAACCACAGCCUUGCAUAGCGCGGCUGCCAACGAUUUUGGCGAUAUUUUGAAAGCGCUAGUGGCGGCGGGAGCCGACGCCGAUCAAGUGGAUCGCGAUGGACACACCCCGAUGGAUUAUUCUGCGUCGAACUCCAUUCGUCUUCAGUUACGCCUUGCACUGCUUAAAUCCCACUGGCAAAAGCAAGACAACCGUAUGUGA